AUGGGUGAGAAGGAUGUGAUGAAGGGCGAAGGAGAGAAAAAGCCCGCCGUAGACGGCGGCGAAAAGGAGGCGGCGGCGGCGGACGGCGGGGAAAAGAAGGAGGCGGAGCCCCUCACGGUGGUGCUGAAGCUUGACUUGCAUUGCGAGGGCUGUGCCAAGAAAGUCAGUCGCUCAAUUAGCCAUUUGCAAGGUGUCGAGAAAGUGAAAGCUGACCGCGAGUCUAGGAAGCUGACCGUGACGGGCAGCGUGGACCCCACCUGGCUCCGGCAGACGGUUGAGAACAAGACGAAGAAGAAGGUGGAGCUCAUCUCCCCUCAGCCCAAAAAGGACGGCGGCGACGCCGCUGCUGCCGCCGCGCUGAAACCACCGGAGAAGGAUAAGGCCGUUGACAAUGAUAAAAAACCCAAAGAGGUUGUGAUUAAUACGGUGGUGAUGAAGAUCAAACUGCACUGUGACGGUUGCGCCCAUAAAAUAAAGCGGAUCAUAUUAAAAAACAUCGAUGGUGUUAGCUCGGUAUCGACGGAUUUUCAUAAGGACUUGGUCACGGUGAUCGGGAGCAUGGACGUUAAGGGACUCGUCUCAUACUUGAGAGAGAAGCUAAAACGAGAGGUCGAAAUCAUCCCUCCGAAGAAAAGCAACAACAACGACGAAAAGUCAUCAAAACAAAAGGAAGAAGUAGGCGAAGGUCACGUUGACCCAAAAAAGGAAAAACCAGGCGGGAAAAUCGAAAAAGAAGGCGGGAAACCAGACGCAGGCGAUGAUGCAGGCGAUGAUGGAGGAGAGAGAAACGAUAAGGAGGCCGUUAAGGGUGAGAAAAACGAGGAGAAUCGUAAAAAAGACUGUGAACCCGAGGCUGAGGAUGUCGGAGGGGAGACGAAGAAGGAGAAGAAGAAAAAGGGUAAAGAAGUAGCUAAUAAGGUGGAGUUGAACAAAAUGGAUCGAUAUUAUAAUUACAAUCCACACACGUACUACUACGAAAUGCCAGUGCACGACCGAACCUAUUCAAGUCACGAGUAUGGCUCGUCGUCUGUGUAUCAUGAUAAUCGAGGCUUUUAUUCAGAUUCAAAUUUUGCUGGGCAGUACGCGCGCGCGCCCCCUUUGCCUCCGCCUACGUAUUUGAACGCGAACGACGGGUUGUUUAGCGACGAGAAUCCUAAUGGGUGUUAUGUGAUGUAG
Striga hermonthica is the source of this 1176-nucleotide messenger RNA. The record is from the annotation of a GenBank genome assembly. Lineage: Eukaryota; Viridiplantae; Streptophyta; Magnoliopsida; Lamiales; Orobanchaceae.